This is a messenger RNA of Melanaphis sacchari, 1380 nucleotides long. RefSeq names its product 52 kDa repressor of the inhibitor of the protein kinase-like. NCBI's taxonomy places the organism in Eukaryota, Metazoa, Arthropoda, Insecta, Hemiptera, Aphididae. The coding region runs from base 1 to 1380 and encodes 459 amino acids. The transcript is spliced from 5 exons. The record is from RefSeq and is a predicted model, not a curated record.
AUGAGUGAUAAAAAACCAAAACGUAAACAAGGUAACUUGGAUAGCUUCUUCAGCAAAAAAUCUAAAAUGGAGUUUAAAUCUAUUAACCACAAUUAUUGUGAAAUAAGCAAUACUGCAGCAUUAUCUGAAGCGAUUGAACCUAUUUCUUCUGCAUUAGAUUCUUCAAGUACAAGUAACAUAUCACCACAGAAAGAUUUAUCAAAACCGAUAAAUUCAAAAUAUGAUAUUGGUCUUUAUGUAAAUUAUGUUGGUUCAUUACCAAAUGAAGAAAAGGUUUCAAUUUUAAAUAAUUUAAAUAAUCAACUUAAAGAGGAUAUUUUACAAAAUCGUAAUAUGCUCAAGCCUAUCAUUCAGACUAUACGAUUGUGCGGUAGACAACAAUUUGGUUUAAGGGGGCAUCAAGAUUCUGGUCGUAUAUCAAUGAAAGAACCAAUUAAAAAUGAUGGGAAUUUUCGUUGUCUUUUGAGACAUCGUGCACAACAUGGAGAUAAUACGCUAAAAAAAUAUUUGGAAACUUGUAGUUCCAAUGCCAUGUAUACAAGUCCACUUAUUCAAAAUGAAAUUAUUAACAUUUUUGGAGAACUUAUUCAAUCAGACAUAAUUAAAAAAAUUUCAAAAUCAAAUUAUUUUUCUGUACUUGCUGACGAAACAACAGAUAUUGCACAAAUAGAACAAUUUUCAAUUUGUAUUCGGUAUUUUGAAGAAGAGUUGGUUGUUCUUCGAGAAGAUUUUCUUACUUUUGUACCAGUUCAUGAUGUAACUGGUCUUGGUUUGGCAACCGUUUUACUAAAUACAUUGAAAGAACUUGGUUUGGAUUUGGAUAAAUUACGUGGACAAGGUUACGAUGGGGCUGCUACUAUGUCAGGUAACUUUCGUGGUGUUCAGGCAAUUGUGAAAAAGAGUUACCCGAAAGCUUUAUACACUCACUGUGUUUCUCAUUCCCUGAAUCUUUGCUUAUCUGAUGCUGCCAAAACACAAGCUAUUCGUAAUUCAUUUAGUAUUAUUUCUGAUUGUUGUACUUUUUUCCAUUCCUCAGCAAAGAGAACGACAAUUUUAAAAAAUAAAAUUAUAGAGAUCCUACCUAACGCUCAGUCGUUCAAAUUAAAGUCUUUAUGCGAAACUCGGUGGGUUUUACGCCACGAGGCUGUUAUGCUGUUUAAGGAAUUUUUAGAACCUAUUGUCGCUGCGCUUGAACAAAUAGAUUGUGAUUCUUCAAACAGAACAACUAGCUUAUUAAAUACCAUCUGUAAUUUUAAAUUUUUAGUUUCUGUCUGCGUAUCAUCUAAAUUAUUAAGUUAUACUUAUCAUUUAUCAGAAUACUUGCAAACUAAAAAUAUUGAUUUAGUAAAUGCCCUUGAUAGAGUGAAUCAGGAAGUCUAA